Messenger RNA from Hevea brasiliensis (rubber tree), 3089 nucleotides. RefSeq lists its product as uncharacterized. The transcript is spliced from 19 exons. Gene Ontology annotation, cellular component: Golgi apparatus; endoplasmic reticulum. Lineage: Eukaryota; Viridiplantae; Streptophyta; Magnoliopsida; Malpighiales; Euphorbiaceae. The coding region runs from base 210 to 3059 and encodes 949 amino acids. The record is from RefSeq and is a predicted model, not a curated record.
UAUUUAACUUGAUUUUUUCUUCUUCUUGCUUUGCAUUGCAUCCUCUCAUUUUAGUACCAUUGCCACGAGUUACUUGUUUUUAUAGUUCUUCAGAUCAAGGGAGACUGUCUCUAUUCAUUUCUCUGCCCAAGGAAAAACUUAUUUCAGCUUGACUAUUGUAUAUAUUCUAAACGUGGUUUUUCUUGCCUCCACUUUGAUUUGUACCUAGGAUGGGUUGGGGAAAAACUUACAUAAGGCGUUUGAGAAUAUUUGCAGCGGCUAUGAUGAUCUAUCUGGAUUAUAAGGCUAUAGAGCAAAUAGAUAAAUGGACCAUCAACUCCAACAGAGAUGCACUGUGGGAUAAGGCUCAUGAACGCAAUGCGAAGCGUCUUGCCAACUUGGUCAUAGAACUGGAAGGUUUUUGGGUAAAACUUGGACAGUACUUAUCCACACGUGCUGAUGUUAUUCCUCAUGCAUAUAUAUCACAUCUCAAGCAGUUACAGGACGCUCUUCCUCCUCGUCCCAUACAACAGGUUUAUCAGACUAUAGAGAAAGAAUUGGGAAAAUCCAUUGAUGAUCUUUUCUCAUAUUUUAAUCGGACUCCUUUGGCAACAGCAUCAAUUGCACAAGUCCAUCGUGCAAUGCUUAAUAAUGGGAAGAAGGUGGUUGUUAAAGUUCAACAUGAGGGCAUUAAGAUAAAGAUGUUGGAGGACUUAAAGAUUGCCAAGUCAAUUGUUGACUGGAUAGCGUGGUCAGAACCACAGUAUAACUUUAAUCCCAUGAUGGAUGAAUGGCGCAGGGAAGUUCCGAAAGAAUUUGACUUCAAUAUUGAAGCUGAGAAUACAAGAAUCGUUGCUAGUAAUCUUUGCAAAAAGAACAAUGAUGAUGGCAAGCCUGUGAAAUCAGUGGAUGUUUUGAUUCCAGAGGUUAUUCAGUCAAGUGAAAAGGUCCUGAUUUUAGAGUAUAUGGAUGGGAUUCGUUUGAAGGACAAUGAAUCUCUUGAAGCUUACGGUGUUGACAAGCAAAAAGUUGUUGAAGAAAUAACACGAGCCUAUGCCCAUCAAAUAUAUAUUGAUGGAUUUUUUAAUGCUGACCCACAUCCCGGAAAUUUCCUGGUGAGCAAGGAACCUCCACAUCGUCCAGUUUUGCUCGACUUUGGCUUUGCGAAGAAAAUAUCUACUUCUACGAAACAAGCACUAGCAAAAUUGUUUCUUGCAUCUGCAGAGGAGGACCAUGUGGGUCUUUUGUCUGCCUUCGCAGAAUUGGGGCUCAGGCUGCGCCUGGACAUUCCAGAUCAGGCUAUGGCAGUAACUAAUUUAUUUUUUCGCACUUCAACACCAGCAAGUGAAGCUUCUGAAAACUUGAAAUACUUGGCCGAGCAAAAAUCAAAACAAAUGAAAGCGAUACAGGAAAAGAUGAAGCUCAAUGAAAAAGAAUUUAAACGCUUUGACCCAAUUGAUGCGUUUCCUGGAGAUGUUGUAAUAUUUUCACGGGUCCUUACUCUUCUAAGAGGGCUUUCAUCCACAAUGAAUGCUCGGAUUACAUUUCAAGAAAUCUUUAAACCAUUUGCAGAAUUUGCCCUACUAGGAAACGUUAAUAAGGGACCAGCAGUUAAUGCACAAUGGAUCUACAAUGCACCAUCUCAUUCUGAUGUGGAGAUAAAGUUGAGGAAGCUCUUAGUUGAGCUGGGAAAAGAAGAAAAAAUACUUGGAAUCCAGGUAUGUGCCUACAAAGAUGGCAAUGUUAUUAUUGAUACUGCUGCGGGAGUACUUGGUAGAUAUGAUCCUCGCCCGGUUCAGCCUGAUACCCUUUUUCCAGUGUUUUCUGUAACAAAGGGAAUCACGGCAGGAAUGAUACAUUGGCUGAUUGACAAUGGAAAAGUCAAACUUGAUGAAAAUGUUGCUGAUGUGUGGCCAGAAUUUGGAACAAAAGGAAAAGAUCAGAUAAAGGUUUGUCACGUUCUAAACCAUACAUCUGGUUUGCACAAUUCCUUGGCCAAUCUUAAAGGAGAAAAUCCUUUGCUAAUGUGUGACUGGGAAGAAUGUAUGAAUCAAAUUUGUACGUCAGUGCCUGAGACAGCACCUGGCCAGGAGCAGUUGUAUCACUAUUUGUCUUUUGGUUGGCUAUGUGGUGGAAUAAUAGAGCAUGCCUCUAGCAAGAAAUUUCAAGAGAUUCUCGAAGAGGCAAUCAUUCGACCCCUCAAAAUUGAAGGCGAGCUAUAUGUUGGAAUUCCUCCUGGUGUGUGUCAAAAAUCUUUACAUCAAUCUUCUCGCAUGCAACCUUCUCAAUGUGUGGAAUCUCGACUUGCAAGUCUGACGGUAGAUAUGAAUAAUCUCAGCGAUCUUUUAGAGAUAACCAGUCGUCCUGACCUACCAUCUUCUUUCCAGCCAACCAACAUUUCUCAACUAGUGACGACCAUGCCAGCUUUAUUCAACUUGUUGAAUGUUCGCCGUGCAAUCAUACCUGCUGCUAAUGGACAUUGCUCCGCCCGUGCUCUUGCACGCUAUUAUGCAACCCUUGUUGCCGGUGGCAUAAUCCCACCGCCACCUUCCACUUUCUCCAAGCCACCACCACUUGGUAGCCAUCCCCACAUUCCUCAGUUUACUUCUGAGAAGGCCUCUAAAAGGGGAAAAAGUAAAACUAGCGGUGGCAGUGCCAGUAAUGCUACCGCUAGUGCAGCUGACAACUUUGCAAGCGGUGAUGAUUCUCAAAAAACUAAUGUUGAGAGGAUUUUUACAAACCCUAGAAUUCAUGACGCAUUCUUGGGCGUGGGGGAGUACGAGAAGUUGGCCAUACCGAAUGGAAAAUUUGGACUUGGAUUUAGGAGGUUUAUUUUAAAUGAUGGAUCCUUUAGUGGAUUUGGGCACUCCGGCAUGGGGGGAUCUACAGGUUUUUGUGAUAUCAAAAACAGGUUUGCCAUUGCAGUGACGCUGAACAAAAUGUCGUUUGGGGGUUUGACAAGACAAAUCAUUCAGCUUGUUUGUUCAGAGCUAAAUGUCCCAUUGCCGGAGGAUUUCUCAAUUUCUGGCAAUAGAGGACCUGAUGUACUAUUAAAUAUUGGGGGAUCACUGAUUAAUUAAUAUAUGAGAAAAAUCUCACUUUGGUACUUA